AUGCUCAGACAUCAGAGAGAAGACCCUGAAAGCCAUCGUCGGGGAGAGCUGGGAGCUUCCCCUGGCGGGGUCCCACCAGGGACCGAGCUGGCGGAGGAAUCCCAGGCAGCGUCGAAGCCAGAAGGGGAGACGAGCGCAGCCCACGGUGUUCUCCGUCUACAGCCUCAGGUGCACCCAGAUCCAUGUGGGAAAAAAGUUACCAGCCAGCAGCUGAGGUUGUCAAGGAAGGAGAAGCGCCAGCGUUCAGCAGCCCCGAUGCAAGAACCCCAGAGGUGGAAACAACAGCUGCUGGGGGGAAAGGAGAGCAGGAGAGUUAAAUCCGACUUGGAACAGGCAGCUGCUGUGGCCGGCGGUGUGGUAGCAGGAAUUCUUCUGUUGGUCCUUAUCGGAAUAGCUGCCUACCUUUACUGGAAGAAAAUAUACCUCAAGGGUUCUUAUGAAGAACUGGCUGAUCCUGGUUCCCCAGUUGUGAAAGAACCUGAUGUUGCCCAAUCUUCUUCAGUUUACCCUCAAAAUGCAAGGACAAGAAGCGUCCCUUUUAUCGUUCCACCAAAAUUUCAUAGACAGACUUUGGUUGAUAUGAUAAACGGAGAACAAAUUCAGGAGGAAAGUGACCUCUACAUUACCCCUGACUCUGGGCCUCGAUCCUCUUUCCAUUCUUUAGCUGGAGCAUACCUUGUAGGAACUAUCAACCCAGAGCUGUACCGGUUCCCUGAAGACGAGAGUGAGACCAACUUCCCUGAAGGAAACAUCGGUCGUCUUUGGUUCUCAGUGGAAUACGAACAAGAGUCAGAAAGACUCCUUGUCUGCUUGAUCAAAGCCCGAAAGCUGCAACCUCCCUCCAGCUCCUGCAACCCCUUGGUGAAGAUCUACCUGCUUCCUGAUGAGAGGCGCUUUUUGCAGUCCAAGACCAAGCGCAAAGCUCUCAACCCUCAGUUUGAUGAGACCUUCGUUUUCCAGAUUUCCAGUAAUUCCUUAUACCAAAGAACGCUGAAGUUCUGUGUCUACCAUGUUGACAAGCAGAAGAAGCACAUUCUCCUGGGUCAGAUAACGUUCCCCUUGAGAAAUGAAACCUUCACUGGUGAUGGCAAGGUGGUGGUUUGGCGAGAUUUGGAAGUGGAGCCCUCAGAGCCGCCUUCGGAAUACGGUGACCUCCAGUUCUCCCUCAGCUUUAAUGACUAUCUGGGCCGUCUAACUGUGGUGGUGUUGAGAGCAAGGGGCCUGAAGUUCCAGAAUGAAAGACAUGCUGUUGAGAGAUGUGGUGUGUUUGUCAAGGUGUCGCUCAUGAACCAUAAUCAGGUCAUCAAAAGCAAAAGGACCUCGACCAUCGUAGGAUCCCCCAAUCCGUUGUACAAUGAGACGCUCAGCUUCAAGGUUGGGCAGCUAGAUCUCGAUACGGCAAGCCUGAGUCUCUCUGUGCUUCAGGACGCUGAAGAAGCCAAAACCUAUUCACUGGGCCGGGUCGUUGUUGGGCCCUUCAUGUACACCAGGGGAAAGGAGCUGGAGCACUGGAACGAGAUGGUCAGCAACCCCAAGGAGCUGGUGAAAAGGUGGCAUGCACUCUCCCCGAGCAGCUGA
This is a messenger RNA of Varanus komodoensis (Komodo dragon), 1578 nucleotides long. RefSeq names its product synaptotagmin-15-like. The transcript has 10 exons. Gene Ontology annotation, molecular function: phosphatidylserine binding; calcium-dependent phospholipid binding; calcium ion binding. The coding region runs from base 1 to 1578 and encodes 525 amino acids. Gene Ontology annotation, biological process: regulation of dopamine secretion; regulation of calcium ion-dependent exocytosis; cellular response to calcium ion. The record is from RefSeq and is a predicted model, not a curated record. Lineage: Eukaryota; Metazoa; Chordata; Lepidosauria; Squamata; Varanidae.